This is a messenger RNA of Quercus lobata, 1160 nucleotides long. Its product is annotated as thylakoid lumenal 17.9 kDa protein, chloroplast. The record is from RefSeq and is a predicted model, not a curated record. Bases 38 to 733 code for a protein of 231 amino acids. NCBI's taxonomy places the organism in Eukaryota, Viridiplantae, Streptophyta, Magnoliopsida, Fagales, Fagaceae. The transcript has 4 exons. Gene Ontology annotation, cellular component: chloroplast thylakoid lumen.
GGCUGGUGUUUUGAAAGGAUAACAGACUUUCACAAUCAUGAAUUUGAUUGGUCAUCUUCUCCCUCCACUUCCUUCAACUUCUUCCAAGCCUUCAACCCCCAAGACCUCUCUUUGCCUUCAAAUCCCAGAAACUACUUCACUAAAUCCAAACCCAAAACCCAUUCUCUUAUCAAAGCUACUCUCUUUAGCUUUAGCUGCAACUUUAAGCUCCCCAUUACCUUCUCUGGCAAUCCCUUCUUUCAACUCUCAGUCCUUUCAACUCCCUCCUAGUCCUACCACUCCAUUCUCUGAGUCCAAGACUUUGGAGACCGGACUCGAAAAUGGGAAAAUCAGACCUUGCCCAUCAACAAAUCCAGGUUGUGUAUCAACAAAUCCGAAAUCAUCAUCAUUUGCCUUCCCUUGGACAAUUCCUGAAAAUUCUUCAGGCAAUGCAAUUCAGAAAUUGCAAGAAGCAAUCCUGAAGACACAGAAAAAUGCAAAAAUUCAGGUUGUUGAAGAUACACCCAACGGCCAAUAUUUACAAGCUGAGGUUGAUGAUGGAGGAUUUGGCCGGGAUGUGCUGGAGUUUUUGGUGAAAGGGGAUGUAGUUGCAUAUAGGUCUAUAGCCACCAAAGUAACGUAUGUGUACCCCUUCACAACGGCUUUAGGGGAUUCAAAGGGACAAGAAGAAAGAAUGAAGAAGAUUAUAGAUCAGCUGGGCUGGUAUGCUCCAAGUUUUGAUACCAUGGAUUAGUAUCAUUCAAUUUUCUCAAUACAAGUAACAAGUAAUUUCAGUACGAGAUCAUGUUUAUUCUAAUUUAUUCAUUGGAGUAUUGUUGAUUUCAUCUCUAACUACUGGUCAUUUCCGUAGGAUAUGAUAGCAGAGGAUGCAGUCUUUCAGUGUAUUUACUAAUCAUAUUUCUACAUGAAGCUUUUUGAUUAGUCAUGUUUCACGAUGGUAUAUUCUUAAUUAUAAGGGGAAGAAAAGCACAAAGAGGCUUCUAGAAAGUAUGGACUAGAGUAAUUUUUGGUAAGUUGAAUUGCCUGGCAUGCUCUUGAGUGUAUAUACAUUGUAAUAAGUCAUGCUAGAGUUUCUUGUCAUAGCUCAUGGCAAUAGUCAAAUGGAAAUAUUGAGUUGAUUAUGCCUUAUGUUAAUGAGUGUCUAGGAAAUAGGUCCAAGA